Molecule: messenger RNA, 1299 nt
Organism: Styela clava
Lineage: Eukaryota; Metazoa; Chordata; Ascidiacea; Stolidobranchia; Styelidae
Product: filamin-B-like
Biological process (GO): actin cytoskeleton organization
Molecular function (GO): actin filament binding
Source: RefSeq, a predicted model, not a curated record
UAUUCUGUUUUUUAUUAUAGUAUAAGUAUUCUAUUUUGUUGACUAGUUAUUCUAAUUGAGCUCAAGUUUUCUUAAAAUGCCAGAAACUUUCCAUCACAGAACAGAUUUGAAAACUUGGUGGAACGGUGACAAAAAAGAAUGUUCGAUGGAGAACAUCACAGCGACCGUUACUCGACCAACAGGAAAAACGAAAGUGAUACCAAUCUAUGAAAAUGGAAACAACACAUACAGUCUUGGGUUUUUGCCGAAGGAAGCCGGUAUACACAAAAUAAACGUCCAAGUGCAAGGACAACACGUUGCAGGCAGUCCAUACCAAGUCACUGUGAAAGACCACAGUAAAGGCGGACCAGAAAAAGUUCUUGUAUACGGCCCCGGACUACACGAAGCUGUUGCAAACGAAAAAGCGAAAUUUGAAAUUUGGACUGCACAAGCGGGCGGAGGAAAACUAGCAAUAACAGUAGAAGGGCCAUCAAAACCCGAUAUCAAUUAUGUAGACAGGAAAGAUGGCUCAAGUUCUGUUUCUUAUGUUGUCACAGAACCAGGUCAGUAUGAAGUCGGUGUAAAAUUUGAUGAAGAGCAUGUACCGGGCAGUCCGUUUAAUGUGAAUGCAACAGGAAUUGGAACCGGUCCCACAUUUCCCAGAGUUCAAAUUUUACGUGGGAAAUCCGAGCCAUCCAAAGUGAAGACAUCUGGCAACGGGGUUAUCAGUGGAAAAGUCGGAGAAGAAUGCCUCUUCAAAGUUAAUUGCUCAGAUGCAGGUUCAAACAUGCUGGUUGUUGGGAUAGUUGGACCGGUUGGACCAUGCGAAGAUAUCUUUGUGACGCACAAUGACAAUCGGUGUUAUGACGUUAAAUACGUUCCCAAGGAAACGGGAGAGUUUACGGUCAUCGUAAAAUGGGGAGAAGAAAAUGUGCCUGGAAGCCCAUUUAAAGUUCAAAUUUCAUAAAGGCAAAAACUUUUAACGAAAACUAUUUAUUUCUCGACUUUUGCAAUAGUAUUGAGCACAUGACCAGUGAUAGAAAGCUCUAUGAAAACUUUAAAAAGUAUAAUAGCUGUCAUUUAAGAAAACGCUUAGGUAUAUAGUAGAUAUUGCGAGCGUACGCACUGUGGAUGAUCAAUUUGGCAAGGGACAAUUUUAAAUCCUUGUACAGCGGUGGUAGACUUCGAGUGGAAACUUUCCUCAGCAAAACUUGUACAAUUUCUAUACAUUGAAAUUGGAGGUCAAAUUCAAACUAAACGAUAUCUUUAAAUUUUAAUAACACUAAGAGCCUGAAAUAUCAUACCACAUCUGAGAAAUCU